AAUUUAACCCAAAUUUUCUCGUUCUCUUCUCAGCUUCCUUUCUUCUGUGGUUGUUAUACCCAACUUGUUUCGUUUCUCCUCCACCUUCUCUUUGCCUGACAUCACUCGGGGUCGAUGCUGUGGUACUGAUAGUCGAACUCCUCGAUGCCAGAUUUUGCAUUCUUCUUCACAGCCACCACAUAAUGGGCAGCAUAGAUAAUAAGAGAAGUUGGAAUUCACUGACGAACGCUAUGAAUCCCUGCACUAAUAUUGUGAACUCCGUUCAAGUUCCUUUUCCUUUGUUCAUCAAGUCUUUUAGAUCAGUUCCAUCGUUCAAAUGCCUCUGCAGUAGCUCAGAUGAAAAGGGAAGUGACGAUGUGAAGGACCCACUGUAUGGGUUGGUUGACAAGCAAGUUCAAGAACUAUUGAGCAGAAAAGAGAACAAGAUUUUGCUAGAUGGUUUAGAGAAGGCGUCGCAGCGGGUUGAGAUGGCUAAGAGAGAACUUGAAUUGAUCCAAAAACAAGAAUUAGCUGUCAAGCAGUUGAAGGAUUACGUCAACCAACUGGAAGGCGAAGUUCUCGAGAUUGAAGAAUGUCAAAGAGACAUAUCAGAGGCAAAAGCCCUGGUGGAGAAAGCAGAGCAGUCUCUGUUGGUAAAUAUGGGAGGCCCUGAAGGUGGCGGUACAUCCAUGGGGAUGAAAAGUGAAGAAACUGAUCGAGAUGAAGAGAGAUGGGAGUCAAUAAAAACAGCAUCAAUUUCUGCCCUUGUUGGUACCGUUUCAGGUCUCCCCAUAUGUUUCACUCAAGUCACCGACACAACUCAGCUGCUUCUUCCUUUGACAAUCAACUUCAUUAGUUGUGCAUUGUUUGGAGUGACUUUUCGUUACACUAUAAGGAGAAACUUGGAUGAUGUUCAACUUAAAACUGGGGUUGCAGCAGCUUUUGGUGUUGUUAAAGGUCUCGGAACCCUAAGUGGUGGACCACUCCUUGAACCAAACUUUCAAAGCUUCUUAUCACAUGCCCAAGACGGAACAAUUUAUUAGAUAAAUGACUUGACACCACUUGUCUACGUACACGAAUUCAUCUCAAAUGUAUUCCAUGGUAUCACAAUAUACUACAAGUUUUCUUAACAACCUUGGGAAAACCCUCCCUUCACUAUUUUUCUGACAAACUUGAUAAAUCCUCCCAUUACAAAACUAUCCUUUAUCUCUUAAGAUUGUGAACUUCUAUCUUUAGAUUUGGUGCAAACUUUAGAAACCCUACCCUCGAUCUCUACUUAAGGUGGUGAACCCGUAUAUCUUUAUGUUGGUUAUCUUUUCACAUAAUCCUUUUAUAUAUGUUCCAGAAAUCUUACCACAUUGCAUUUCGAAAAUCUCCAUCUAAAAAUUUUAUUUUUGGACUUUUGUUUUGAAAAUUUUAUUCGGAAAAUUAUAUCAUGGAAAAAUUGUUCUAGAAAAAUUCCAAAAAUGGUAAUUUGGAAGUUAUUUUUACAGACUAAAAUAGUUACGUUGAAAAUUUGGAGAUGCGCCAAGAAAUUGUGAGAGUGCAAGAAGAAAAAGAAAAA
Vigna angularis (adzuki bean) is the source of this 1543-nucleotide messenger RNA. RefSeq lists its product as uncharacterized. The transcript is spliced from 5 exons. NCBI's taxonomy places the organism in Eukaryota, Viridiplantae, Streptophyta, Magnoliopsida, Fabales, Fabaceae. The record is from RefSeq and is a predicted model, not a curated record. The coding region runs from base 183 to 1022 and encodes 279 amino acids.